GGUUAGCAUAAAAUAAACACAUUAGCACAGUAAAGCUGGAGGAUGGCUAACUUUCUUACACUCGACAAAAGUUAAUGUGAGGGUUCCCGAUGUUUAGGGACAAAUGCCACUGCAUGGCAAGGUGCUGUAAACAGACCAAACUUCAGUCAGGAGAACAACUGGGAUAAUACAUCCACAAUAAGAGGACGCUGGCAAGAUGCACACACAAUUGCGGUGGCUUGCAGUGGAGAAAAACAGAGGACAAAAAAGGAAAAAGAGAUUAUUUUCUAAGGAUGUUGGCAAGAUGCAUACACAAUUGCUGUGGAUUGCAGUGGAGAACAAGGGAGGACAGAAAAGGAAAAAGAGAUUAUUUUCUAAGGAUGCUGGCAGCAUGUACAUACAAUCGCUGUGGAUUGCAGUGGAGAACAAGGGAGGACAGAAAAGGAAGAAGAGAUUAUUUUCUAAGGAUGCUGGCAGGAUGUACAUACAAUUGCUGUGGAUUGCAGUGGAGAAAAACAGAGGACAGAAAAGGAAGAAGAGAUUAUUUUCUAAGUGUCUACUGAAAGCAGAGGACAUCAGGGAUUUUGAAGAGGACAGAAGGAAUUCAUGCAUAGACAUCGAAAUUCAGGCCAUGGAGCUGACGCUGAAGGCUUUCACUCUGAAGGUGGUGAAUAUUCCAUGGAGGAAUAAUAACCUGAGCACCCUGCAUACAGACCCUCCUCUGUCUGAUCAAGGACAGACCAUCAUUGGAGUCUACCUGUUAGUGCUGGGAUGGCUGUCCUGGUUUGGAAACAGUUUAGUGAUGUUUGUCCUGUACAGGCAGCGGGCCACACUUCAAUCAACCGAUUUGCUCACCUUAAACCUCGCUAUCUCUGAUGCAAGCAUUUCAGUAUUCGGCUACUCCCGGGGAAUCCUAGAAAUAUUCAAUAUCUUCAAGGACGACGGGUAUUUGAUCACCUGGAUCUGGACCUGCCAGGUGGACGGCUUCUUCACGCUGCUCUUCGGCCUCGCGAGCAUCAACACCUUGACGGUGAUCAGCAUCACCAGAUACAUAAAGGGAUGCCAUCCAAACAAAGCUCAUUGUAUCAGCAUCAACACGAUUGCUGUGUCACUAAUCUGCAUUUGGACUGGAGGGAUUUUUUGGUCUGUUGCUCCACUCCUGGGCUGGGGCAGCUACACAGAUCGAGGUUAUGGAACUUGUGAAGUGGACUGGUCCAAAGCCAAUUACUCCACUAUUUACAAGUCCUACAUCAUAUCCAUCCUGAUCUUCUGCUUUUUCAUCCCGGUGAUGAUCAUGCUCUUCUCCUACAUCUCCAUUAUCAACACAGUGAAAACCACUAAUGCAAUGUCAGCUGAUGGUUACCUAACCACCCGCCAAAGGAAGAUGGAGCGGGAUGUCACAAGGAUUUCCAUUGUAAUCUGCACUGCUUUCAUCCUGGCCUGGUCGCCAUAUGCAGUGGUGUCUAUGUGGUCAGCCUGGGGCUUCCACGUGCCAAGCACAACCAGUAUCAUCACCCGCCUCUUUGCCAAGUCUGCCAGUUUUUACAACCCGCUCAUCUACUUCAGCAUGAGCUCCAAAUUCCGCAAGGACAUUUUGGUACUUCUGCCGUGCGCACAAGAGCACAGCGAGGUGGUGCACUUGCAAAACAUCACGCCCAAAGCCGAGGCCCCGCCCCCGCCUGAAUCACUUCCUGGCCAGAAGCUGGAAGUGAAAAGUGCAGCUGCAGAGCUGAACCAAUCUGAGCACGACAGCGACUCGGGGGUCAACAGCCCUCCACAGACUCCUCCGUCUGACACACAGGUCUUCCACAUCGACGUGCCCUCUUACACUGAAACAUCAGAGUACUGGUGUGACAGGCUCUGAAGACUGUUUCCAUUUCACCUCAACCAAUACUUGAAUUCCAUGGGGAGACUGGGAGUAUUUAUUUAUUUAUUUUUUGUAUGUUAUGGUCUUAUCCAUCUUAAUAAACUGUAUGUGCGACCAGUGUUAAUAAAUUAUUUUAA
This is a messenger RNA of Oreochromis niloticus (Nile tilapia), 1983 nucleotides long. Its product is annotated as visual pigment-like receptor peropsin. Gene Ontology annotation, cellular component: membrane. Gene Ontology annotation, molecular function: G protein-coupled receptor activity. The transcript has 11 exons. The record is from RefSeq and is a predicted model, not a curated record. Lineage: Eukaryota; Metazoa; Chordata; Actinopteri; Cichliformes; Cichlidae. The coding region runs from base 197 to 1843 and encodes 548 amino acids. Gene Ontology annotation, biological process: G protein-coupled receptor signaling pathway.